AUGGCUGAGUCUCUCAGUCCGCCGCGAUGCGGUGGUGGCGGAGGAGAAGGAUCGGUUGAUGGAGCCAAGGGGGGAAAGGUCAAAGGUAUCCCGAGGGCUGUAAAGAUAUCUGAUAGCCGAGAUAGUACGACAACAGCCGGGGAUAUUCGGAUGCGACGAGCGCGACGUGGGGAUUGCGGCGCUAGUUGCAAGCAUCGAGAACCGCCGCUGUCAAUUAUGCGUGCCGGGUUUCCGACGCCGCGUCGCGCCCUUGGCUUGCCGUCUCGCCAAGGAGCUACGCGAGAAUCAGGAUCAGAAUGCAGGUGCAAAAUACAACAUCAUAAAUACCUUGAACAGCCCCCUCCUCCAGAAAGGAGCCCGGCCGUCCAGUCAUUCAUUCCCAUCCAGUCCUCUAGCGAAGGCUUUGGAGACUCCGAACUAACCAACCCUUCCCUGGUACCAGGCGUCAACGUAACCGACACCCGCACCGACCCAAACGUACACUAUGUGCGGAUCGACUACGACUUCAGCUGGCCCGGCGGCGGCUCGCUCGAUUCCACCCCCGGCGCCGCCAAAAACCCCAACGGCACCUUCUGCGUCGCGGCCCCCAUCUCGUGGGGCACGGCCAAGAACAUCACCGAUAAGUACACGGACGCCAACACCCACUCCACCGACUGCACGCCCGUGCUAGGGUCGGCCUACGUCGACGCCAUCCUGACCGCCUCGGCGGAAAACGACGACGGGACCGGAUUGGGGUGUUUCCACCGGUCGUGGUCAAAGUACCCGGAGUGCGCCAACACGUUCGGCAUCGCCGAGUACGCGCCCUACGACAAGCAAGGGCUGGAGCUGGAGACGAACAGCUUGAUGCCGAGGUACCUCAGGAGUGGGGGGGUUUAUCACAGUUUUACGGAGAGCGGGCUUCUCCCUGAUACCAACUCGCCCGGGUUGUAUGAGAGUGCGGUGAAUAUGCUACAAGUUAUACUGCUGAGGCCGCCGGCGGCGGGGCCGGGUGAGGGGUUUUCACCUGCCCUUCACUGCAUGCGGGUGAAUACGAAGGAGGGGGUGAAUGUUGGUUCUGGCUCCGAGGAUGGUAACAGCGGGGCCAGCCGUGGUGUCGCUGCAGGUGGUCUUUGGGCGGUGAUGGGGAGCUUGGCCGUUGCGCUUCUAGUCGGAACGUUGCGAGCUGUGGUCCAGUUCAGGAGACCUAUGCCUAAGGACGUUGGCGUGCUUACCUUUGGGCAAGCCAGAAGUAUCGAUAAAAGGGGUAAAGAGAUUCCCCGUACCCACCAUUACCGUCGUUCUGGGUUUGAUUCCCCCGAUAUUGAUGACAAUCAACAUCUACAAGCCGGAGUGACCUUGUGA
Messenger RNA from Chaetomium globosum CBS 148.51, 1341 nucleotides. RefSeq lists its product as uncharacterized. The transcript has 5 exons. Bases 1 to 1341 code for a protein of 446 amino acids. Lineage: Eukaryota; Fungi; Ascomycota; Sordariomycetes; Sordariales; Chaetomiaceae. The record is from RefSeq and is a predicted model, not a curated record.